Molecule: messenger RNA, 891 nt
Organism: Aaosphaeria arxii CBS 175.79
Lineage: Eukaryota; Fungi; Ascomycota; Dothideomycetes; Pleosporales
Product: glycosyltransferase family 34 protein
Exons: 4
Coding region: 1-891 (296 amino acids)
Biological process (GO): protein N-linked glycosylation
Cellular component (GO): Golgi membrane
Molecular function (GO): glycosyltransferase activity
Source: RefSeq, a predicted model, not a curated record
AUGCUUGUGAAGGUGUUCCGAUUCUAUCCUUCCGUGCUUGUCCUCCUCGCGUUCUGCGCACUUUUCGGAUGGCAUCUCAGCUCAGGGAUAGCCUAUGGCGAUCCCAUGCCCCGCCAAAGACCUGGAGAAUCACAUCCUCCUGCUGAAGCAGAACGACCGCAAGAGCAAAAGGAACAGCCCGUCCCCCCCAGGAAAGCGCGCAUUGCUAUUGUGACUUUCAUCACCGACCAGAAGUCAUACAUACACCUUUCCCUCAAGAACAAAGAUCAUUAUGCACGUCGCCACGGACACGAUCUGAUCGUCGAUUAUGAGAGCCACUCGGAGCGUGGCACCACCUAUUGGAAAUUCAACAUGAUGCAGAGGUUGAUCAAGAAGAACAAUUGGGAUUGGCUGUGGUGGAUGGACUUCGAUACGCUUAUUACAAACACAGAUAUUGAUGUGCAGAGCAUUAUAGACGAGACGCUCAAGGAAACCACCCGUGCCGAUGAGGUUGAUGUCCUCGUCACACAUGACUGUAACGGUCUAAACACGGGUUCAUUCAUUGUCCGGGGACACGAACGCUCUCUCAAAAUUUUCGAUGAUGUUCAUGACAUACAAGCCAGGGAGAAGGAGAAGAAGAACGAACUGAGUGAGCAGGAUGCCAUGGCGCUGCUGAUCAAAGAAGAUCGAGCAUCCGCAGACCGGACAACACAAGUCCCACAAUGGAAGUUGAAUGCCUUUCCACCGGAAAUAGCCUGCUUCGACGAGUCAAAUAGAGUCUGGGAGCACGGGACCUUUGUACUCCAUUUUGCCGGAGCAUGGGCUCAUGUCGAAGGCGAAGACCCUACGGGACAGCUCAUGAAUAAGUACGGAACAGAAAUCAUCUGGGGAGAUUGGAAGGAAUUCUACUGA